AUUCAAUUCCUUUUGAACACAAUGUCAUGAAGGGAAAAAAGUCUUUAAAAGAGAGUGAAGGGGAGACUUUUGUGGUUUUAUCAGCAAAUUUCUCAAAUGCCAUGAUGAGUUUUUGCACGUAAAAAUGCAAGCUUUUUUUUCUUUCCAGCCCAUCGAGCUCCAGUAAUCUCACUAGACACAUUCCUUCACUUAACAGUUAACACGGAUAUAUAGAAACCGCUGAGAACAACUCAAAGCAAGUUCUUUUGCAGUCACCAAGCUCAUGGCCACUACUACAUUCUGUACAUACCUAUUCCUUCUCUCUGUGUCCCUUUCAAUCUUCAAUCUUUGUUCAUCUUCAUCAGAGAAGGACACCCUUCUCUCCUUCAAGACCUCCAUAGAAGACUCUAAGAAAGCCUUGUCCAGCUGGUCCAACACUUCAUCAAACCAUUACUGUAACUGGACUGGAAUAACCUGUUCCAACACACCUUUACUUUCUGUAAUUUCUAUCAACCUUCAGAGCUUAAACCUUUCUGGGGAUAUCUCAUCUACCAUUUGUGACCUUCCAAAUCUGUCUUAUCUCAACCUUGCUGAUAACAUCUUCAACCAGCCCAUCCCUCUUCACCUCUCUCAGUGUGGUUCCUUGGAGACUUUGAAUCUCAGUACCAACCUCAUAUGGGGCACUAUCCCAUCUCAGAUUUCUCAGUUUGCUUCCUUGAGAGUGCUUGAUUUGGGAAGAAACCACAUAGAAGGAAAAAUCCCUGAGAGCUUAGGCUCCUUGAAGAAUCUCCAAGUCCUCAACAUGGGAAGCAACUUGCUUUCUGGUAGUGUGCCUGCUGUCUUUGGCAAUCUAAGUAAACUUGAAGUUCUUGAUUUGUCUCAGAAUCCAUACUUGGUGAGUGAGAUUCCAGAGGAUAUCGGCGAGCUUGAAAAUCUAAAGCAGCUUCUGUUGCAAAGCUCUUCUUUUCAAGGCAAAAUUCCAGAUUCUCUUGUGGGCCUGGUUAGUUUGACCCAUUUAGAUCUCUCUGAGAACAACCUAACAGGUGGGGUUCCUCAGGCUCUACCAUCUUCUCUCAAGAACCUGGUUUCAUUAGAUGUUUCACAAAACAAGCUUUUGGGGCCAUUUCCAAGUGGCAUCUGCAAAGGAGAAGGCCUUAUAAACCUCUGUCUCCACUCAAAUUCCUUCAAUGGUUCAAUACCCAACUCCAUCGAUGAAUGUAAGAGUCUUGAGAGAUUCCAAGUCCAGAACAAUGCCUUCUCUGGAGAUUUCCCCGCUGCCUUGUGGUCAUUACCCAAAAUCAAGCUCAUUAGAGUUGAAAAUAACAGAUUCUCAGGCCAAAUACCCGAGUCAAUUUCAGGAGCUGUUCAGUUGGAGCAAGUUCAGCUCGACAACAACAGCUUUGCUGGUAAAAUUCCUCAAGGUCUUGGCCUUGUCAAGAGCUUAUACAGAUUUUCUGCUUCUCUCAACCGUUUCGAUGGUGAACUUCCUCCUAACUUUUGUGACUCUCCUGUUAUGAGCAUAGUAAAUCUCUCCCACAAUUCUCUUUCUGGUCAAAUACCAGCGCUAAAAAAAUGCAGGAAACUAGUUUCACUGUCUUUGGCAGAUAACAGUCUAUCUGGAGAAAUCCCCUCUUCUCUUGCCGAGCUACCUGUACUCACUUACCUUGAUCUUUCAGAUAACAAUCUCACUGGUUCAAUCCCACAAGGGCUUCAGAACUUGAAGCUUGCUCUUUUCAAUGUCUCCUUCAAUCAGUUAUCAGGUAAAGUACCAUACUCCUUGAUUUCUGGUCUCCCUGCCUCAUUUUUGGACGGAAACCCUGGUCUUUGUGGCCCUGGGUUGCCUAACUCUUGUUCUGAUGACAUGCCAAGACGCCACAUUGGUAGCAUUACUACCUUAGUAUGUGCCCUCAUCAGUUUAGCCUUUGUUGCUGGAACUGCCAUUGUUGUUGGUGGGUUUAUUUUGUAUAGGAGGUAUUCCAAGGGGAAUCAAGUGGGGGUCUGGCGCUCAGUGUUCUUCUAUCCUCUCAGGAUUACCGAGCAUGAUCUACUUGUAGGGAUGAAUGAGAAAAGCUCAAUGGGAAAUGGUGGGUUUUUUGGUAGAGUUUAUGUUGUGAGUUUACCUAGUGGUGAACUAGUAGCUGUGAAGAAGUUAGUCAAUUUUGGAAACCAGUCCUCCAAAAGUUUGAAAGCGGAGGUGAAGACUCUGGCUAAAAUUAGGCACAAGAAUGUUGUUAAAAUUCUGGGGUUCUGCCACUCCGAUGAGUCAGUGUUUCUCAUUUAUGAGUACUUGCAUGGAGGGAGCUUAGGGGAUUUGAUUUCUCGUCAGAAUUUUGAGCUGCAGUGGGUGGUUCGAUUAAAAAUUGCCAUUGGAGUUGCUCAAGGGCUGGCAUAUCUUCACAAGGAUUAUGUCCCUCACUUGCUUCACAGAAAUGUCAAGUCAAGUAACAUUUUGUUGGAUGCAAACUUCGAGCCAAAGCUCACAGAUUUUGCUCUUGAUCGAGUUGUGGGAGAAGCUUCAUUUCAAUCAAUUUUGAACUCUGAAGCAGCACCUUCAUGUUACAUCGCACCAGAAAAUGGUUACAGUAAGAAAGCAACUGAACAAUUGGACAUCUACAGCUUUGGCGUGGUACUACUGGAGCUAGUGAGUGGUAGGCAAGCAGAAGCAACGGAGUCAACUGAAGUUGACAUUGUGAAGUGGGUUAGGAGGAAAGUGAACAUCGCUAAUGGGGUGCAUCAAGUUCUUGACCCAAAAAUAUCAAACACUUUUCACCAAGAGAUGAUUGGAGCUUUAGAUAUUGCACUUCAUUGCACUUCUGUAGUGCCUGAGAAAAGGCCAUCCAUGGUAGAAGUUGUUAGAAGCCUUCAAUCCCUGGAGUCAAGAAGUUGCAUUGCAAAUUUGCAUGAAGCAAAUGAGGAACCCUCACCAGUCUGAAUUUCUGAGUCCCAACUCAAAGACUGCUUUGUUUUUUGUUGAGUCUUUGUAUGUAAAUUUUAAGCUCUGUAUUUCACAUAAUUUUUGUUUUUUCUUCUUUCUAUCUGAUGAAUUGAGAUAUAGGAAUGGUUUGGCAUGAUACAUUCUCUACUUGGCAUUGGAUUGUAAGUGUUGAUCAGGAGUGCCAUGACGUAUUGGUUUAGACACUUGCAUUUAUGAUGCAGACUCAAGGUUCGAGUUGAAGUAGACAAAACCAACUUCAGUGUA
This is a messenger RNA of Vigna radiata var. radiata (mung bean), 3178 nucleotides long. RefSeq names its product probably inactive leucine-rich repeat receptor-like protein kinase At5g06940. Gene Ontology annotation, molecular function: protein kinase activity; ATP binding; receptor serine/threonine kinase binding. The record is from RefSeq and is a predicted model, not a curated record. Gene Ontology annotation, biological process: protein phosphorylation. Lineage: Eukaryota; Viridiplantae; Streptophyta; Magnoliopsida; Fabales; Fabaceae. The coding region runs from base 263 to 2911 and encodes 882 amino acids. The transcript is spliced from 2 exons.